AUGGCACCGGCAAAUUUUACUGAAGCUACAACUGAGCAAAGAAUUUCACGUGAACUGUUUUGUUCUGAAGAGUUCACUGCUGAAGUUCACAACGAGUUAAUCUUUCUCUCAGCGCUAAAUGUUUUACUGUCAAUCACCGCAUUUCUAGGGAACAUUGUGAUUCUAGCUGCCCUUCGUAAGGAGACUUCACUUCAUCCGCCGUCCAAACUCCUGUAUCGUAACCUGGCGGUAACUGAUCUCUGUGUUGCUAUCACUGCCGAGCCCCUCACCGUCGCAUACUGGAUGUCUGUAGUGAACCAAAGAUGGGAUCUUUGUCAUUUUGCUAACGUUGCGAUUUUUGUUACAGCAGCUACUUUGUGUUCGGCGUCUUUGUUCACAGUGACUGCAAUAAGUAUGGAUAGACUUUUAGCCUUACUGCUGGGACUCAAAUACAGACAGGUAGUUACACUGAAAAAAACCAUUAUAACUGUCAUUGUUUUGUGGAUUCUAUCCAUUGUCACCACAGCAAGCUACUUUUGGAAGCCGUACAUGUAUACUUGGUUAUUCCAAGUAGGUCUGUUUUUGCCGUGCUUAGUAGUCUCAUGUUUGUCUUACACAAAAAUUUUCUUGACUCUGCGUCAACAAGAAAAGCAUGUUCGAGAGCAACAGGGACAAGAGAUUCCCGAGGGCAUUGCUCGAUACAGGAAGGCGGUGUGUAGUUCUCUGUGGUUGCUGGUAGCAUUGGUUGUCUGUUAUCUGCCAUAUGGUAUAACGGCUCCCUUAACGCCUUAUAAGGGGAUGUCUUUAUCGGUUUACCUUGCUAGGGCAUUUACAUUUACUUUCGUGUUUUUGAACUCCUCUUUAAAUCCAGUACUUUACUGUUGGAAGAUCCAAGAGGUGAGGCAAGCUGUUAAAGAUACAACAAGACAACUCUUAUUCUCAACCAGUUACACGGUGCAGUAG
Molecule: messenger RNA, 942 nt
Organism: Porites lobata
Lineage: Eukaryota; Metazoa; Cnidaria; Anthozoa; Scleractinia; Poritidae
Source: the annotation of a GenBank genome assembly